CAGUGAAUCAAUGCAUUCAAUGCAUUGCUAUUAACGGCCCAACAAUUGUCUCUCACUUUUCAGUCAAUAUACACAACAUAUUCACUCAAAAUGCCGUUUAAUUAAAUGACUGUUGAAUACACAUUUCAUUCACCGAUAAUAUGGACAGUGAUUACCGGUUGCCACCAAUUGGACGGCUAUAAUGUGGUCAAAGUGUUAACAAAAUUAAAAACUAAGUGUUUUUAUCAUUAUUUUUAAAGUCUUAAUUGAUUGAAACUACUUUUAAUUUUUGAUUUUAUCGAUUUUACAAAACAUGAGACAAACGAUACUGAGUGGCAAUUUUGUUUCAAACACUACAAGAAUAUACACUUUAUAUAUAUUUUUAGUUAUUAUACUUGAAAUUAUAGUAAAUUUAGUAACAGAUAUACAAUGUGUUCAAUCGCCGCCUUCAAUGAUAAAGCAACCGAUGCUUCCGGAGCAGCUCUUUCAAGUCGCACAGUCCAGUGAUGAAGUUGAGCGACCAUUUGCUUUGGAAUGCGAAGCCAAAGGAGAUCCCGAACCAACUUAUCGAUGGAUUAAAAAUGGAUUGGAAUUCAAUUAUGUUGCUUAUGAUAAACGAAUCAAUCAACAGCCCCGUAGAGGWACUCUAGUAUUCACUAAACCUGAUGGUGUCGAUGAAGGUCUUUACCAAUGCUUCGCUGAGAACAAACACGGAGUUUCGGUUUCAAACUCAGUGUUUCUUCGCAAAUCAGAACUYAAUUCAUUUGCUGACGAAGACUUCAAAGAAGUGUUUGUCAAUGAAGGAGAUCAUAUCACUCUUGAUUGUAACCCUCCAACCGGUUACCCAAAGCCUUCAAUUUUUUGGAUAAUAUUGUCAAAUACCGGUGCCCUUAGAAGUAUCAAUAGUUCGCGUUUGACAGUYGAUCCCGAGGGAAGACUUCACUUUUCAAACGUUACCAAACAGGACGAGUUUCUUGACGCYAAAUAUGCCUGUUCUGCCACUUCUAUCUUUAGGACUGAGUAUAAAGUUGGCGGUAAAACGAUUCUUAAAGUKACUCCCACUGGAACUUCUGGACAGGCAAGUCAUGGACCAGUAGUACAAUAUACAUCUCCUCCGUCAGUUCCAGCUCUCAAAGAUCAGAGACUGGAAUUGCACUGUAUUUUUGGUGGAACACCACUUCCUGACAUAGUUUGGGGUAAACGGGGCAGUAAUUUGGAGGGAUCCCGGUUUACAUUYAAUAAUUAUGGCAAGAGUUUAGUCAUAAAUAAAGUAGACUUUUCAGAUGAAGGCGUAUAUGAAUGCACCGCUAGUAAUGGCAUCGGUAGUCAAAAAUCUCAUGCAAUGGAAGUGAAAGUGAGUUCAGCUCCGUAUUGGAUUGAAUAUCCAAAUGACACGAAUGCAGCUGAAGGCGAAACAGUUUCAUUUAAAUGUAUUGCUUCGGGAAUACCGGAACCAAAAUUGCAAUGGUUUGUGAAUGGAGUUCCUAUAGAAAAAGCACCGCAUAAUAACCGUCGCAAAGUUGAAGGAUCAGUACUGAUAAUAAAUGAUUUGAUAGAAACAGUGGAUACUUCAGUGUUUCAGUGUAAUGCAUCUAAUGUUCACGGAUAUGCAUUCCGUGACUUUUAUCUCAAUGUACUUAAGCUGCCGCCCACUAUCACUGAAAGACCCGAACCUAUUUCACGUGCUGUUGUAUCGCACGAUACUUUACUCAGAUGUCGGGUAUUUGGUGCACCAAAACCCAUAGUAAAAUGGGAAAAGGAUGGCCAAGAGUUAACAGGUGGUCGUUAUACAGUGCUUGACAGCGGAGAUUUGAAAAUCAAAGAUGUCUUAAUGACAGACGCCGGCAGUUUUAAAUGCAAAGCUACUAAUCGUUUUGGUGAUGACGAUGCCAGUGGUGAACUUGAAGUUAAAGGCAGGACUAAAAUAACACACGCACCCGAAAACUUUGAAGUGGCCGCACGUAAAAUGGCUGUUUUCCGAUGCAACGCUGAGGCCGACUCAACACUUGUACUAAAAAUUGAAUGGCUUUUUAAUGGGAAAAAAAUAGAUUUAGAUCACGACCCACGCAUUGUUCAGGCAGCAGAUAACUCAUUGACUAUWACUACUACUAAAGAACUUGAUUCAGGUGUUUACACGUGUGUCGCCAAAACUGAUUUAGAUUCGGUUAGUUCUGAGGCCACUCUUACCGUUCAGGAUGUGCCCAAUGCUCCAGAAAUUAUUGGUGUUGAAUGCGAUGUAAACACAGCUCUAGUUGAAUGGCAGCCAACCGGUGAUAGGAGAGCUCCGAUACUUAGCUAUAGUAUUCAAUUUAAUACAAGUUUUUCACCCGAUAAUUGGGAAGACGCUUUUGUCAACAUACCAGCACCCGAUACCAAAUUUAAAGUAGCUAUGAGUCCGUGGGCUAACUAUACCUUUAGAGUGAUUGCUCGCAAUAARAUUGGUUCGAGUGAACCAAGUGGUUCAUCUGCCAUGUGUUCAACACAAGAAGAGGUUCCGCAUAGAAAUCCCGAAAAUGUUGUGGGAAGGGGUACAGCACCCGAUAAUUUGCUUAUUAGAUGGACACCAAUGUCUCCAAUUGAACACAAUGGCCAAAACUUUUUCUAUAAAGUAUAUUGGAAACGAAACGACAUAUCUAACGUUCCCUGGGAAACAAAAAUWAUCGAUAAUUGGAGGGAAGCGUCGUUUACUAUCUAUAAUCAGCCAACAUUUAGGCCCUACCGAAUCAAAGUAGAAGCACAUAAUCGUAAAGGACAGGCACAUAUACAAGCAACUGAAGUAAUUGGGUGGUCGGGUGAAGAUAAACCAAUGCAACCACCGAUGAACUUUCGCCUUAUAGAAAUCAGAGAUGCAAAGUCUGCUUUAUUUUCCUGGGAUCCGGUGUCACCCGAUAGUGUUAGAGGACAUUUCAAAGGUUAUAAGAUCCAGACGUGGGUCGCUGAUGAAGACUUGAAACAUAUGCGUGAAGUAGCAUUGCCUCCAAAUGGCACGUCAGCUAUUGUUACAGUAUUGAAACCUUAUGCUAAAAAUUAUGCCCGAAUUGUUGUGUAUAAUGAGGCUUAUAUUAGCGAUUAUUCUAAUGAAAUAAUUGUUAAUACACCGGAAGGUGUUCCGGGACCAGUAGCUUCAUUUGAUGGCAUUCCUUUGGGCUCAAAUGCUCUCUAUUUAUUUUGGACACGACCUGAUGAACCAAAUGGUAUCCUAACCGGGUAUCGCAUAUUUUAUGAGAAAGUUAUUGGUACUGCAUUGGAAAGUAGGUUAGAGCGUAUACCAAUAAUUGAUGACCCGCUCGUCACAAACGCUAGACUCGCUGGACUCGCACCUCAAACUAAAUACAGAGUCACUAUCUUAGCCACAACUUCUAAAGGAAUGGGUGAAGGCUUUUAUAUAGAGCUGACUACUAAAUCUGAAGAUGCGGCUGAAUAUCCAGAUAAGCCAUCUUUUGAAUGGUAUCAUCGAAAAGGACAGGACGGUAAAGAAGAACUCAGAAUUCAAUGGAAUCCGACGACAGGGAACGGCAAAAAACCCGGCAGUUAUUUCUAYGUUCAAUACAGACUUAAAGGCAGCGAACGGUUCUUGAAUACACCUAAGGAUGAGAAUCAGGAUUCGACAGUCGUUCCUAUCAGAGGUCUCGAAGAUGACAAGACUUAUGAAGUUCGCAUCGUUGCUGUCGAUGGACAGUACGAGACUCCCAGCGAAACCCAGGAGAUCUCAGCCAGCGGUAUCUUUACUCGUCCAUCGGGUGGCAAUAGUACAGCACAUUUGGCCAAUUUUGCACCAUGGUUUAUUGGCAUGAUGUGCGCCAUUGCACUUAUUAUAUUAUUAGUAGUAUUAGUGUGUAUUGUUAAGCGAAAUCGUGGCGGAAAAUAUUCGGUUCACGAGAAAGAGGCCGCACAGGGACGMGAAGAGUAUGAUGAGGGAGGCUUUAAUGAGUAUAAUAAACCAUUGGGUGGACCUGGAGCUGCACAUCAUAARGGUAGUCGACAGUCACUAAAUGGCAGUUUACAACAGGCUGAAAGUGAUACCGAUUCUAUGGCUGAUUAUGUUGAAGACGAUUCAUCAAAGUUUGGUGAAGACGGCUCUUUCAUCGGAGAGUAUGGACCUAAAAAACGUAGAGACGAGGCUACCACUCCUAUGACAGGAAUUGCCACUUUUGUAUAGCGAUUGCAGUUUUAAAGACAUAAUUURUAUUUAUUUCUCUUGACUGCCACUUGCCUUAAGAUAACACAUUUUGAUGAAAAGCUUCAUUUGUGACAUUUAUUGACCGUUUUUGGGAUUUUACCGACAGAUGUGAAUCAACAAUUAGUUUGUGAUUUGUGUGACAUUUUUUGAGCACAUUUACCAAAAAUCGCUUAUAUUUUUGUAGACAUAAUAACUCAUUGUUUAAAUGAUUUGACAAACGUUUUUCUAAUGACUAUAUGUUUGUCUCACCUUUUUAUACACUAAUUCCUAUUAAUGAAGAGCUACUAAUCAGUUAUCAUUAAGUUGUUUAUACAUUCCAUCCAAAUAUAACUGUUUGUUUCAAAACAAUUUCUAAUGUUUUAACCAUAAAGUUUUAAUUUACUAUUUUAAGACAUGUUUUUGAAUUUAUAUUAGAGAUCUCAAUACAAAUCCACACAAUAGGAAUUCAAUGAAAUAAGUUUUAAA
Oppia nitens is the source of this 4624-nucleotide messenger RNA. RefSeq names its product neuroglian-like. The record is from RefSeq and is a predicted model, not a curated record. Gene Ontology annotation, biological process: cell-cell adhesion; brain development. Gene Ontology annotation, molecular function: cell-cell adhesion mediator activity. The transcript is spliced from 4 exons. Bases 293 to 4138 code for a protein of 1281 amino acids. NCBI's taxonomy places the organism in Eukaryota, Metazoa, Arthropoda, Arachnida, Sarcoptiformes, Oppiidae.